CGCUACGGCUACGGGUAACUUCUGUCGUUGUGGCUAUUUAUAAUGUUCAAAAGUCGAAAAUUUGUAAUAUAAAACAGGUUCGGGUGGUUAUAAUUCACGGAGUGGAAAUCCACCUCAACGGAAUUUUCGUGUAACACGUCCAAGAAAUAAAGGACAAUGACGUAUCGCGUACCAUUAACUUUAUCACAAGCACAACGGUGAUCUUUACCGUCCGGCAGGGGCACCCUACGACCGAGGCAUGCUAGGUAUCACGAACUCAGUACAAAAGGAUGGUGGCAUCUCGGCGCGAGACCGUGACGAUCGGGCUGCUGUGCGUCGCGUGGUACGCGCUGAGCUCGGCCAGCAACGUGGUGGGCAAGCUGGUGCUGACGGAGCUGCCGCUGCCAAUGACGGUGACGAUGGUGCAGCUGCUGUCGACGGUGAUGUACAGCGUGCCCGCCUUCGCGCUAUGCGACGUGCGUCGCGCCCCCGCCUUCCCCCGCCGCUACUACCUGAGGGUCCUCGUCCCGCUCGCUUGCGCUAAAUUCUUUACGACUAUGUUCUCGCAGAUUUCGAUUUGGAAAGUACCAAUAUCAUAUGCACACACAGUGAAGGCGACGACUCCGCUGUGGACGGCGGGUCUGGUGCGCGUGCUGUUCGGCGAGCGGCAGCCGCCGGCCGUGGCGUUCGCGCUGGUGCUGAUCGCCCUGGGCGUGGGCGUGGCAUCCGCCACCGAGCUGCAGUUCGAUGCGCUGGGGCUGGGCGCGGCGCUGGCGGCGGCGGCGCUGCUCAGCCUGCAGCACAUCUUCUCCAAGCGCGCGUUGCGUGACACCGGCGCGCACCACCUGCGCCUGCUGCUGCUGCUGUCGGCGCUGGCGCUGCCGCUGCUGGCUCCGGUGUGGGGUUGGGCGGAGGCGGGCGCGCUGCUGCGGGCGCGGCCGACGGGGGGCUGGGUGCGCGUUGCGCCGCUGCUGGCGCUGGACGGGGCGCUGGCGUGGCUGCAGGCGGUGGCGGCGUUCAGCGUACUAUCGCGGGUGUCGCCGCUGGCGUACGCGGUGGCGUCGUCGGCGAAGCGCGCGGCGGUGGUGGCGGCGUCGCUGCUGCUGCUGGGGAACCCCGCGCCGCCGCUCAACCUGGCAGGCAUGGCGCUGGCGCUGCUGGGCGUGCUCGCCUACAACCGCGCCAAAAUACACGCCCGCGCCGCGCCGCAGGACAGCCGCCCGUUGCUGCCAGUAUGAUUGUAGUAAAUCGUGUUUUCGACCUACUUUGAGAUGGACCUUCUGCUCGCGCAGGUAAAAUAAAAAUUUACAUAUAAUAAUUUUUCAUUCAGUUUAGAAUUAACUUUAAAUAGGGCAUGAUAUGCCAUAUCAGAAUCUAAAGAUAUAAGUACUUAGUGAAAAAAAUUCAGUCUAUUUUAAGAUUUUUUUAUAAAACCAA
Aricia agestis (brown argus) is the source of this 1416-nucleotide messenger RNA. It is a transcript of the gene TPT, whose product is annotated as solute carrier family 35 member E1 homolog. Bases 270 to 1217 code for a protein of 315 amino acids. Gene Ontology annotation, cellular component: Golgi apparatus. The record is from RefSeq and is a predicted model, not a curated record. The transcript is spliced from 2 exons. NCBI's taxonomy places the organism in Eukaryota, Metazoa, Arthropoda, Insecta, Lepidoptera, Lycaenidae. Gene Ontology annotation, molecular function: antiporter activity.